Aureobasidium namibiae CBS 147.97 is the source of this 1770-nucleotide messenger RNA. Its product is annotated as mitochondrial protein-like protein Fmp25. NCBI's taxonomy places the organism in Eukaryota, Fungi, Ascomycota, Dothideomycetes, Dothideales, Saccotheciaceae. Gene Ontology annotation, cellular component: mitochondrial inner membrane. Gene Ontology annotation, biological process: mitochondrial respiratory chain complex III assembly. The transcript has a single exon. Bases 1 to 1770 code for a protein of 589 amino acids. The record is from RefSeq and is a predicted model, not a curated record.
AUGCUUCCCAAGACCAGUGUCCCCAAGCUGGGCGCCCUCCCGACAGCCCGAGCGGCUUCCACUCGAGCUUCGAUACAAUCGCGAAGCCGCGCCAGAGUCCUUUCCGCCCCCGCCUACGCCGCCAGACGACAGCAACACUUCCUCACAUCAUUGGCCUUUGUUACUGCUGCUGCAGGCAUUGCCACCGUCUCGCAAUACUACCUUCACGACGGUCGCCUCUUGAGUACAGCGCACGCCGAAGCCCCGCCUGCCGAGCAACCAGACAUCCAAUUCGAAAAGACCCGCAAGCGUGGUGCAAACAAAGAGGAGGACAGAGACUUGGCAAGCUCUCAGCAUCUACAGGUCAGGAAGUCCUGGGAGAACCCUGGUGUCUAUGCAUGCGGCUCCAAUGCCGGCAAGGUCGUCGCCCCCGAUUCGGAUGCUUCCUACAUCAAGACGCCACGCCGCAUCACCUUCUUUGACGGCAAGCUGCUUCGCGAUAUCAAGCUGGACAAGAACUUUGGCGUUGCCAUUGACGAACAGGGCAACUUGUUGCAAUGGGGCGUCGACUACUCCAAGCACACGACUCAGCCCACUGCUACUCUCAAGGGCAAGAACCUGGUCUCGUUGGCAAUCUCCAAAGACCGCAUUCUCGCCCUGUCGUCUUCUGGAAGCGUCUACUCUCUGCCUGUCUCUGCUGCUGACCAGGCUGCAGGCACAAAGCCCAGCGAGAGCUCUUGGAUUCCUUUCUGGUCCUCUACUUCUCCCAUUAGCUACCGCACCAUUGUCCCGUCAGAUAUGAGCUACAGUGAAAGGGUAUCGUCCAUUGACAGCGGCCUGGAACACGCCUUGCUGCUCACUUCCAAGGGUCGUCUCUUUUCAAUGGCAUCUGCAACCGACGCCUUCCCUACUAGAGGUCAGCUCGGUGUUCCAGGCAUAUCUUGGGAUAACAAGCCCACCGGUCCAUACUACCAGCCUCAUGAGUUGACCACUCUCAGAGGUUUCAACAUUUCAAAGAUCGCAUGCGGAGACUAUCACAGCAUUGUAGCUGAUACGGACGGCCGUGUCUUUGCUUUUGGUAACAACACUUCCGGACAGUUGGGCUUCGACUACAACACCGAGUCUGCUGUUGUUGAUACGCCAGCUCUGCUACCACUGCAGAAGCUGUAUGCUGGAUCAUCACAGGUCCCCGUAGUCACAUCUGUAGCUGCUGGUGGCGCCAACUCUUUCCUGACUGUAGAUGCUACACAGAUGGCAUCUCGAAACUCAGACAACAGACGGGUUGGUAGGGUCACUGCCGAUACUUUUGCAUGCGGUGCUGGCAUCUACGGCUCGCUUGGAAACAGCCGCUGGACCCACGUCCAGGGAACUCCUACCAAGAUCCCUGCCUUGUCUUCGCUGUUCGAGUACGAUGAAACCGCCAAUGCCGUUAUUCCUAUCAGACUUGCUAGCAUUAGUGCUGGUAAUAAGCACGUGGCCGCUGUUAUGGACAACGUCGCUCACACAGGAGCUUUGAACACCGAUGGAGAGACCUGGUGGGGUAGAGACAUUGUCUUCUGGGGUGGUAACGAGCACUACCAACUCGGAACCGGCAAGAGGAAUAACGUCAACACUCCUACAUACAUUCAGCCUCUAGACCAAGCUGCAGAGCGCAAGCUCAGAGGCAAAGAGGAGCACAGAUUCCAAAUCACACCGAGGAGCACCGUCCGUCUCGCUGACGGCAGAAAGGUUAGCAUGGAGCAGCGCGUAGAGUGCGGCAGAGACUGCACCGCCAUCUACUCUGGAGUGUAA